Lodderomyces beijingensis is the source of this 1452-nucleotide messenger RNA. The record is from the annotation of a GenBank genome assembly. NCBI's taxonomy places the organism in Eukaryota, Fungi, Ascomycota, Pichiomycetes, Serinales, Debaryomycetaceae.
AUGGAACCAAAUUUUCAACAUGUAGACUCCCAUAGCUCGAACAAAUAUGCUAUUAAUCAGCACCAUCAUCACCACCAGCAAAGCACGGAGAAGAUCUCGUUUAUUGUCAUUGGAGCAGGCUUGAUUGGACCACGUCAUGCAGAACAUAUCGUGUCUCACCAUCACGAUUGCACCUUGAUGGCGAUAGUUGACCAUUCGGCAAAAGGACCGCUGGUUGCAUCCAAAUUCGGCGUGCCACUCUAUUCCAACCUCGAUGAAUUUUUCCAAAACGCACCCAAGUUGCCACAGGCGGCCAUCAUCGCUACCCCCAAUCACACCCACCUCGCGAUUGGAAUGCAGUUGAUUAACCGUGGAAUCAACAUUCUCAUUGAAAAGCCAUUGGCUUCUACUGCUACCGAUUGCCAGACCUUGAUUCAAUUUGCCAAAUAUAAACAAGUCAAGAUGCUCGUGGGCCACCAUAGACGAUUUAACCCCUACAUCAUCACCACCAAGCAGAACUUGGCCAAGAUUGGCAAAAUCGUGGCGUUGCAAGGCUGCUGGACGUUGUGCAAGCCACCUUCAUAUUUCUUGGAAAAGCCCUGGCGUUCAUUAGUUGAACAAAACGGAGGCACAUUGUUGAUCAACUUGAUUCACGAUUUGGACUUAUUGCAGUUUUUAAUUGGCCCCAUUGUCAAGAUUUACGCUGAAUUAUUGGAAAAACAGAGAACCGAUCGGUGGGGUUUCCCCGGCAUCACACAAGAUGAAGACUUGGUCGAUGAAGGAGCGGUCUUGACUCUUAAGUUUGCCAAUGGGUGCUGUGGAACGUUUGUAUGUUCAGACAAUGUCAGCUCGCCCUUUUCGUUUGAACACGGCACGGGUGAAAACCCAACCAUUCCCUUUAUGGACGACAUUCAAGGCACCUUGCGUGUCUUUGGCUCCAAUGGCACCAUCAGUGUUCCCGAUAUGAAGUUAUAUCACCAGGGCUUGACUGAACCGGGCACAAACAGCGGCGAAGACCAAAUGAGGGUUGAUGGCUCCGUGGGCGACGGCAACAGCAUGAAUGGGAACCUGGAAGAGAAUAGAUCGUGGUUGAAGCCAAUUCAUUGUCAGCAAUUGACCAUGAAUCAAAAGCCACCCCGGCACGUGCACCAGUCCAUGUUGCUCACCCCAUCGUCUUCACCGGAUUUCAAACACGAUUCCCCGAUUCAUUACACGCACUCAGCCGAGGUUAAGCACCAGGAUUUGCACAAGAUCAAACCGUUUGAUUUGCAAUUGGAACAUUUUGUCAACUUGUUGACCAACCAUGAAACGCACGUCAAAUGCAGCGGCGAGGAUGCCUUGAGAGCGUUGCUUUGCAUUGAAGCUGUUCAGGAGUCGAUUAGAACCGGCAUGCCUCAGUACGUCCAGGACCUCGAUUCUAUUGACCCGGACUUUAACUUGUUGAACGAGUACUUGACCCAGGAAACUAUCUAG